Molecule: messenger RNA, 183 nt
Organism: Aphanomyces invadans
Lineage: Eukaryota; Oomycota; Saprolegniomycetes; Saprolegniales; Verrucalvaceae
Exons: 1
Coding region: 1-183 (60 amino acids)
Source: RefSeq, a predicted model, not a curated record
AUGGCGGCCGCCGUUGGUCUCACAUGCGUGUGGCGGUAUCGCCAGCGCACGUUUACGAAUGCCAUGGCGACGGCGGUCCAUGCCGCGACCAAAGAGAACGACGAUCGCACGACGCAGGACGCGCCCCGACGGUACUACGCCCCGGCCAACUUGGUCGCCACGGACGUUGUAGGAUCCGUCUAG